Messenger RNA from Odobenus rosmarus divergens (Pacific walrus), 834 nucleotides. RefSeq names its product sulfotransferase 6B1-like. The record is from RefSeq and is a predicted model, not a curated record. The coding region runs from base 1 to 834 and encodes 277 amino acids. Gene Ontology annotation, molecular function: sulfotransferase activity. Gene Ontology annotation, cellular component: cytoplasm. The transcript is spliced from 6 exons. Lineage: Eukaryota; Metazoa; Chordata; Mammalia; Carnivora; Odobenidae. Gene Ontology annotation, biological process: sulfation.
AUGUCAUUCCAGAACCAGUCAAGUGUUCUUCAUAAAUUCAAGGGGAUCCUCUUUUCUACUAUGUCUUCAGAAGAACUUUUAAAUUCCCUGGAUUUUUUCAAUGCAAGAGAAGAUGAUGUGUUUCUGGUGUCCUAUCCAAAAUCUGGUACUCACUGGAUUGCAGAGGUCAUUGGGAACAUUCCGAAUGCUCGAAUUAGUUUAACGUCUCCUAUCGAGUUGGGAGACAUUUCUAAAUUUGACGAGCUAAAAAUGAACUGUAAGAGAAGAGUUAUUCCCACGCAUUUGAGCUACAACAUGCUACCAGUGAAUAUCAAACAAAAACAAUGCAAGAUUAUCUACAUCGUUAGGAAUCCAAAAGAUACGGCUGUUUCUUUAUUCCACUACUACAGAGAUAACCCGAAUCUCCCUGGCAUUGAAACCUGGGCUGCAUUUUUCGAGCUUUUCCUAAGAGGAGAUGGGCCUCUUUCUCAGGCCAGCCUCAGGGCGCACAGAAGUGUGGGCUUCCUGACAGUAUCGAGGGCUUCCAUUGCAUCCUCAGCUCUGGGUGGUGAUAUUAUCCACCGGGGCUGGGCUGGACUGCUGCUGCCCAGGGGAGGUGGUGAUGCAGGUGGUGACUGUGAGCCUCGCGAUCUUUUUAAAAGCAUCAAGAAAAUAGUUACUUUCCUCGGCAUAAAUGUGAGUGACAGUGAAAUUAAUAAGAUUGCUCGGAAAACAUCAUUCAGUGAAAUGAAAAAUAAUGCGGCCAAAGAAAACUGUGAUCCAAAUCAUACUAUCUGUGCCCUCACAUCUAAUAGGAACCUGGUAUUUAGAAAAGGUACUCAGGUUUCCUACUAA